AUGGCGGCAGACAGGAAAAUGGAAAGAAAGAACCAGACAAUUGUGACAGAGUUCAUUCUCUUGGGACUGUCGGAUGAUCCUAACAUCCAGUCUGUCCUUUUUGCUACAGGGCUGUUGAUAUACAUGUUUGCAUUAGCAGGGAAUCUGGCCAUUAUUGUUUUGAUAUGGACUGAUCAGCACCUCCAGACUCCAAUGUACUUUUUGCUGAGGAAUCUAGCCAUUACUGAUAUUGGCUAUGUCAGCUCCACCACGCCGAAAAUUUUAUGGAAUCUCAUGUCAGGGCACAAGACCAUCUCCUUUGCUGGUUGUGCAUUCCAAAUGUUCUGCUUUUUAAUUACAGGAGGUGUUGAAGGUGGCCUAUACACAGUCAUGGCAUAUGAUCGUUAUGCUGCCAUUUGCCACCCAUUGCACUACACGUUACUCAUGAACCAGUCUGUGCUCAGAUGGCUCCUUGCAGCAUGUUGGACCACUGGAGGAGUUAAUGCCACUUUCAAUACUGCCUUUGUUUUCUCCUUGAACUUCUGUGGUCCCAAUAAGAUAGUGCACUUCUUCUGUGACAUCCCACCUGUUUUGAAUCUGUCUUGCUCUGACACUUCCCUUGCUGAACUGGUGACUUUUGUGAUCUCUGGAGGCAUCUUGGUAGCAUCUGUCUCUAUCAUUUUUGUCUCCUAUGUCCUGAUUGUCUUAGCUGUACUCAAAAUCAGUACAGCUCAGGGCAGGAUGAAGACAUUCUCUACUUGUACCUCUCACCUUACUGCAGUGAGUCUUUCCUACAGCACAGCCAUCUUAAUGUAUGCAACACCUUCCUCUGUACGCUCCAGGGAAGUUGACCGUGUGAUCUCUGUGUUGUACACCGUCACCAAUCCUUUGCUGAACCCUCUAAUCUACAGCUUCAAAAACAAAGAAAUGCAGGCAGCACUUCUGAAUCUUCUUGGAAAGAAACAACAUUCUUAG
Heteronotia binoei (common prickly gecko) is the source of this 954-nucleotide messenger RNA. RefSeq names its product olfactory receptor 5B21-like. The record is from RefSeq and is a predicted model, not a curated record. Gene Ontology annotation, cellular component: membrane. Lineage: Eukaryota; Metazoa; Chordata; Lepidosauria; Squamata; Gekkonidae. The transcript is spliced from 2 exons. The coding region runs from base 1 to 954 and encodes 317 amino acids. Gene Ontology annotation, molecular function: olfactory receptor activity; G protein-coupled receptor activity. Gene Ontology annotation, biological process: G protein-coupled receptor signaling pathway.